Messenger RNA from Dentiscutata heterogama, 1185 nucleotides. Lineage: Eukaryota; Fungi; Glomeromycota; Glomeromycetes; Diversisporales; Gigasporaceae. The record is from the annotation of a GenBank genome assembly.
AUGUCAACAUUAAAAGCAAAAAUCGAAUCUCUUUUACUAGAAGCACCUUUAGAAGCCGUUUGCAGUGCUUCGAUUUUUUACUUAACAAUGGACGGUGAUAAAGUGGGUGAAUAUGAUACCAUUAGAACUUUGGCUAAUAAUGCAGUCACUUCCGCGUUACCAAAGAUUAAAGAUAAAAAUCGAAAAUCUCAGGUUUUAAAGAUAUUACCACAGGCACUAAAUAUAACACAAGAGGAUCUAGACUAUACGAAAGAAGAAAUUGAUCAAAAUAUUAGAACAUUGAGAUCAAGGCUCAAUUCUCCCAUAACAGAUAUGACAGAUGCGGAUGAGCCUCGAGAGAAAAUGAAAUGCAAACUCCCUAAUUUAGUUUCUCUUAAGUGCAACGAGUUUGCAAAUAAUUUUCACAAGAUAAGCAUUCUGGAUGAAUUUAAAGAUAUCAGACAUAAUGGUUUAUGGAAAGAGAGGGAAUCUGAUCUAGGAAAAAUAACCGAACAAAUUCUUAGUACACUAGGAAAUGUGUGGAAUAACCCCGCCUUCGAGACGAGCAUGUCCCGUAAUAUGCAAAGUGAAGGGACUUACAUUACUGAUAUAAUCAUGCCUUUACUUCGGGCAACUCUGGGUGACCUACCAAAUAGCUGUAUAUGUUUAAGUACAGCUGAACGCCAAAGCUUGGCAAGUAAGGCGCGUAGAAACGAUGGAAUAGGUGAGGAAAAAAUGGGUAAAAAGCCGGAUAUAAUGGCACUAGAAAAAUGUAAUGGAAAAUUAGUGGAAUUUUUAUUCGCAGAAUGUUCGCGUGUCUCCUGCAGUGCCACUAAAAAAGAAGAGGAUGAAAUAAAAUUAUGGAGAGAGUUGUUGGAUGGGAGUAGCUUUAUAAAUUCUGCAUGUAAACCUAUUCAUAAUCAGUUCGGUGUAGUUGGAAUUCAGGUGGCUGAUAUCCCAUUAACUUCGGACACGCCGUGGCAUGUAGAGCCUCUUCUACGAUUAUUAUUAACCUUAAGAAAUAUCAUAAUUGUGAAUAAGAGUUUGCUAACGCAGGUGUUAGAGCAAGCUAUUUCGCAUCCGCCUCGAAAUGUUCACACAAGUCCCACUGUCUCUUCACCGCGUAGAGAAGAGCCGGGACAAAAAAGACCCAGGAAGAAUAGUAAAACCAGAAGGUUGACUAAACGAAAAAGUGCAUAUUUUUAG